Molecule: messenger RNA, 1855 nt
Organism: Pimephales promelas (fathead minnow)
Lineage: Eukaryota; Metazoa; Chordata; Actinopteri; Cypriniformes; Leuciscidae
Molecular function (GO): peroxiredoxin activity
Source: RefSeq, a predicted model, not a curated record
GUUAGAACACGUGACUGUCUAUCUCUAAAAUAAACACAGAGAGCACCAUUGCAUGAUAAAGUUUAACAAUGUCGUUACGAGGUGCUUUUAAGCUUAUUCACCGCUCUAAUUUUGGAAUAAUGUACUCAGUUUCCCAAGCUAGCCGAGUUUGUGUGAAAAUAGCAGCUCCUCACACACGACACAGAAGUUCAGAGGACAUCAGUCGCUAUCCAGUGCCAAACAAGAAGAACCUGCCAUUUGACAUUGUGGAACUGAUGGAGGAGGUUGAACAGAAGGGAGGGUUUUUGCCUAAUGUCUUCAAAGUUCUUGCCCAUCGUCCUGAUGAAUUUCGGGCAUUCUUCUCUUAUUAUAAUGCCCUCAUGAACAAGGAAAGUGGUGGUCUGUCUAAAGCAGAUCGGGAACUGAUCGUUGUUGCGACCAGUGCUCACAAUCAUUGCUUGUAUUGUGUGGUAUCCCACAGUGCAUUGCACCGCAUCUAUUCCAAAAAACCCUUGCUGGCUGAUCAGGUUGCAGUUAAUUAUGGGGUUGCAGAUCUGACCGCCCGUGAGAAAGCCAUGCUGGACUUUGCUCUGACCGUCUGCAGGAGUGAAACAAUAACUGAAGAACAUUUCAGCACCCUGGAGGCUCAUGGUUUUGACCGAGAGGAUAUUUGGGACAUUUCUGCCAUUGCCGCCUUCUUCGCCCUGUCCAACCGCAUGGCCCAUCUGACUGACAUGAGACCUAACACAGAGUUUUACAACAUGGGUAGAGUGCCCAGAGACCAAGCAAAAGCCUCUGAUGGGCAGGUCAAGGGUGAAUAGACUCAUAUUAGACUUUGGAUCAAAGGUAUAAUAUAACACUAAAAAAACCUCUCAAAUAAUCAUUAAGCUGGUUGUUAAAAUCGGGAAAGAAAACAAGUUUCACCCUAAAUCUCACCCUAAGUGGCUUCUCUAACACUUUCACUGCUGUUUGCACGUGUAGAUUUUGAGUUUUAAUAGUUACAUUUGUUUCAGUGUUCGUCCUCAAAAUUAUAUCAAAACUUAAUGUAAAUAAAAAAUGCCACAGUUUAUAUCUCACAUUGCAGACUUUAUUUCACACAAUUGAUAUAAACUCACAGUUUUGAGUAAAAUGGGCUGAAUUGCGAGAUUUCCAUUUAAUUUUUUUAUUCGGUGGCGGAGACUAGCUUCUAUACUGUACAAUAAAGAAGUCCUUGUUUAUUUAAAUUGUUUAGACCUUGGUCGAUUACCGGUAUAUAUUAAAAGGAGAGAGAAGAUCUGAAUAUCCACAAAACGGAAUGUGGAUUAAUGGAAUGAAUUAACAUGAAUAUAUUUCUUAUACAGUCAGAUAAUCAUCUCAUUUAUAAUGUUUAUAAAUCACUGCCUUUAUUAUCUGGGUUACUCUUUAUUUUGAUAGUCCACUUAGUAACUUUGCAACUACAUGUCAACUAACUCUUAUUAGAGUAAUAGUAGACUGCUGUAGAUUUAGGUAUAUGUAAGGUGGGAGGAGUUGGAUCUGGAUCCGACUCCUCCCCAUGGAUUUCAUGUUCUGCAGUGAGGACCAUCUCGAAACAUUUGUGGCAGGACAAUGCAAACAAAUUUUAAUAUAAAAUGUGAAUCCUGUUCCAUGCGAGUCUUUUCUGAAGCAAAUUUUAGAAGUUAAUAAAUAAUCCCUAAUAAUGCUACUACCAUUUGCUUGAGUGACACCAACUUGGAUAUUUGUCUUUUCUCUAAAGUACACACUGAACUCUGUUUGAUAGGCUUUUAACUCACAGUCUGUACCCUCACAUGAUUGUUGGUUUGUUGACAUUUAAAGAAAUUUAAACUAACAGUUUUCUUUGUCUAUGUACAUGUUAAAAUACAAUUUAAAAAAAGAAUCA